Aphis gossypii (cotton aphid) is the source of this 908-nucleotide messenger RNA. RefSeq names its product 39S ribosomal protein L21, mitochondrial (gene mRpL21). Gene Ontology annotation, molecular function: structural constituent of ribosome. The transcript has a single exon. Lineage: Eukaryota; Metazoa; Arthropoda; Insecta; Hemiptera; Aphididae. Gene Ontology annotation, cellular component: mitochondrial large ribosomal subunit; ribosome. The coding region runs from base 176 to 760 and encodes 194 amino acids. The record is from RefSeq and is a predicted model, not a curated record.
UUAUGUACUCGAAAAUCCCAAUAUUCAAACAUUUGUGUUAAUACAAUAUAAUAAUUAUUUUACAUUAUAUUUUGUAUUUUUGUCCAGUUCGAUGCUACAAUAUUUAUCUAUGUAAUUAAUUGUUGUCUGAUCUGUUACUUAACUUACUAGUGUGUAAACGCAUUUAACAGCUAUAAUGUUGUGCAAUAAAUUACUGAAUCUGGUUAGCAAAACUGUUCAAAUCGUACCUACAAACCUAAUAGCUGCUGCCGCAUCAAGUCUAAGCGUCCGGUCGUUUUCAACCCCGGUCAGUCAAGAAUAUGUUGUCGACAAUACGAUUGCACACAAAAAGUUUUCCGACGGCAUAAUACAAACCGUCAACGAAGCCGUAAAAACCAAUAACCGAUUAUUUGCUGUCGUACACAUAUGUGGUAAGCAGUUCAAAGUUACCGACAACGACCUGGUGCUUAUAGAUGGUUACUGGCCCCCAAAUGUCGGCGAUCGUAUUAAGUUACAAAAAGUUUUGUUGGUUGGUGGCAAAGACUUCACGCUGAUCGGCAGGCCCGUUUUAGACCCAGACACUGUGGAAGUCACCGCGACGGUGGUUGAUAAAGACCUGUCCCACACCAGAACAAACUUCGAACGUAUCAAACGUAAACAAUAUAUGAGAAUCAACUUUGUACGAAAAGAAAUUACAAUGCUCCGGAUCAACUCUGUAUUUAUAACACAAAAUAUUGAUAAUAGAAAAGAUGUUCAGGAAAUGGGAAGACGUGUAAUGUAAUCACAGUUGAGAUUUUUUAUAUUGUACGAAUUGAUUGUAGUUAAGAUAUUUCUUUAUAUAAUAAAAUAUGAUAUACUUAGACUGUUUUAUAACUAAUCAAUGCUUUAUUUGUAUAAUAAUUGGUUAAAUAUAUUUAAUUUAAAUUUAA